Messenger RNA from Oncorhynchus masou masou (cherry salmon), 2411 nucleotides. Its product is annotated as netrin-4-like. Lineage: Eukaryota; Metazoa; Chordata; Actinopteri; Salmoniformes; Salmonidae. Gene Ontology annotation, molecular function: protein binding. The transcript is spliced from 11 exons. The coding region runs from base 7 to 2052 and encodes 681 amino acids. Gene Ontology annotation, biological process: animal organ morphogenesis; tissue development. The record is from RefSeq and is a predicted model, not a curated record.
UCAGGGAUGUUCAAGAUGAGACGGUGGACUUUACUUGUCGUGAUUGCUCUUUGUGCGUCUCCGCUUCUUUUGGCUGGUCCUUCCAGCUCUUCAGGUCCAGUCUCAGAGACCCAGAGCCGCUGUGCUGGCCGGGCCUGUAACCCUCCCAUGGGGAACCUCGCCUUGGGCCGAGGACUACUCACCCAGUCAGUGUGUGGAGUCAACUCCACUGAGCCCUACUGCUCCUACCAGCAGAUGUUUAGCUCUACCCCUUCCUUCCACAGAGACACUUCCUGUCCAGCAGCACCCAAAUGCAGCAAGUGCAACGCAGCCCUCCCCCACCAGGCUCACCUGGCCUCUGCCAUGACCGAUUCCUCAUUCCGAUACCCAGAUACCUGGUGGCAGUCUGCCGAGGGGGCGGAAACAGAAACCCUCCAACUAAACCUGGAGACAGAGUUCUACUUUACGCAUCUGAUCCUGGUGUUCCGCUCCCCCCGGCCCGCCACCAUGUUGCUGGAGCGUUCUCAGGACCACGGGAGGACCUGGAAGACCCUCAGGUACUUUGCGAGGGACUGUGAGGACACCUUCGGCCUGGCAGAGGAGGCUCGUGUGAAGGAGAAAGGAGAGAGUGGGGCGGCCUGCACCUCCAAAUACUCAGGAGCGUUCCCAUGUACCCGAGGAGAGGUGAUUUAUCGCGCCCUGUCCCCCAGGUACUCAUUGGACCCCUACGGCCCAGCAGCCCAGACUCAGUUGAUGGUCACCAACCUGCGGGUGCGUCUGCUGCAGCGCCAGCCUUGCCCCUGCCAGGCUAAAGACACAGAUAUCCAGGCACUGCCCACGAACCAUUAUGCCAUCUAUGACUUCAUUGUCAAGGGCAGCUGCCUCUGCAACGGGCACGCUGAGCACUGUGUGCCAGCCAAUGGGUACCGCCCCGCCAGGCAGAGGAUCAAUCACGUGGUCCAUGGGAAAUGUGUGUGUAAACACAACACUGCCGGCGACCACUGUGAGCACUGUGUUCCCCUCUACAACGACCAACCCUGGCAAGCUGCCAACGGCAUCAUAGGAGCACCUCGUGAAUGCAAGAAGUGCAAGUGUAACGGCCAUGCAGAUAGCUGUCACUUUGACCGUGGCGUGUGGCUGGCAUCGGGACGGCGUAGUGGGACUGUGUGUGACGCCUGCCACCACAACACAGAGGGCAGACACUGCCAGAGCUGCCGUAGAGGGUUCUACAGACACCCCAGCAGACCGAGCUCUGCCGCUGACUCCUGCACACCAUGUGCCUGCCACCCUGUAGGGUCUAGACCCGCAAUCUCAGGUGGCCAGGACGUCUGUAAUCCUAGCAACGGGGCAUGCACCUGCAGAUCGGGCGUGGGCGGUCCUCUCUGUGACAGAUGCAUUGUAGGGUUCUGGGGCUUCCAUGGUUACGGGUGCAGACCGUGUGACUGUACAGGUGGGGACUGUGACCCCUACACCGGGGACUGCUUGUCUGGCUCACAUCUGGACGUGUACUAUACAGGAGGUGACAGCCACAUACACAGAGGACCUAGCAGUAGUGAGCUAGCAACACUGUUUAGGGUGGAGGAGCUGUUCUCUGCACUGCACCACUCUGAGAAAUGUCAGUGUAAGGUGGUGCCUAUAGGCAGCCCCAAACUCUUCUGUGCCAACGAGUAUGACUACGUGCUGAUGGUGAGGAUCAUUGCGGCCCAUGAUCAGGGCUCCCAUGUUGAGGUGGAGGUUAAGGUAAAGAAGGUCCUGUACCACGGCAGCCAGGUGAACAUCAAGAAAGGUCACAUCACCCUCUACCCAGAAUCCUGGACCACCCGAGGGUGCACCUGCCCCCUCCUUAACCCAGGAUCAGAGUAUCUGGUGGGGGGCCACGAGGACCGGAGGACGGGUCGUCUGCUGGUGAACACCAAGAGCCUGGUCAAACCCUGGAGGCCCAGCUUGGGACGCAAGCUCCUGCACCUCCUCAACAAACACUGUAGCUCCUCCUCCUCCUCUUCCUCUUCAAGGAAGACUGCAGCAGAGAGACUGCAGAAUGCAAAUGUCUUUAGUCUGCAGAAGAAAAACUAGAGCCAUGGAACAAGAUGAAGAGAGGGAUGGAGAGUUAAAAGUUAUCCAUGUUUUGGUGGAUUGCAUGAGAAGGACGAUGAGCCGAAUAUAAAGACGUGUCAGAGUGUAUUUUUGGAGGAAUGUGGGCUGGACAUGGGGAUACAGCCACAGCUUGGGCAAUAUGGGGAAAGCAGAGCUCUUUCGCCAUUCAGGACCUCAUUUGCCUGUUUCAUCCACAGACCCACGGAACACAUUUCUGAAACGAUGACCUCCACGGCAGGACCAUGAUGGAUAGCGUUCUGUGCUGAACGGUACUGUGUGGCUCAGUUGGAAAGAACAUGGCACUGGCAACACUGAGGUUGUGGGUUCAAUUCCUGCAG